Messenger RNA from Fibroporia radiculosa, 1011 nucleotides. RefSeq lists its product as uncharacterized. Gene Ontology annotation, molecular function: nucleotide binding. Bases 1 to 1011 code for a protein of 336 amino acids. The transcript is spliced from 10 exons. The record is from RefSeq and is a predicted model, not a curated record. NCBI's taxonomy places the organism in Eukaryota, Fungi, Basidiomycota, Agaricomycetes, Polyporales, Fibroporiaceae.
AUGCCUUUGAACGUUCUGCUAGUCGGAGCGGGAGAAAUCAAUUUUGGUUCAGUGGAAGGCCCAUGGAAUCAUACACUGCGACUUGAGCGGAAACUUGGGACUUCUUUGACAGUAGUCGCUCUGGUCGACCCCGACGUGGAACGCGCGACCGCUGCAUUGAGUACUAAGCUUAAAGGGAGUUCUGCUAGCUCGUAUCUACAAUGCGAAAUAUUCUCGACCGUCCAAACUGCGGCGAAUGCUUUGUCGGAGGCAAAUAUGCCAAAGCUAAUCAUACUCGGAGCGCCUCCAUCUGUUCGGGGUUCUGACAUACCCGGUCGUGACCUCGAGAUUCAGAUAAUCGGUGCAUUUCCCGGCUCCGCACUCUUCGUAGAGAAGCCGCUAAGUAACGGGCUCGAAGAUGCAUGCCAGCGUGUAGCAAGGAGAGUUCAGCAGGCGAGGACUCUUGUUAGUGUCGGCUACAUGCUUCGUUAUUCCCAAGGCGACUUGUCUCGUUACUUUGGGGGCGACAUACGCCUUCCCUCCAUCGCCGCUCGUACCGUUGAACAUAACGAGCCAGCCGGAUUCCUAUCUGCGAAACGAUUUGACGAGGAUAACAUUCCACCGGAUAACCGCCUCCCGCGUCUCACGAGUGCAACGUGGAAAUACAUCAAUGGCGCCGUUGGUUCACUAACGCACGCAAUUGUUCUUCAUGGAACCUUAUAUGAUACCGAAUUUGAGGUAUAUGCAGAUGGAUAUCGUCUUAAAUUGAUUGAUCCCUACAACGCACCUAUCUUGUCUGUGCGCAGACCGGGGAUCACUUAUGAGGAAAUAUUCAAGUUUACCGAUGAUGAUCCGUUCUUCACUGAGAUGUCCAGUAUGAUUGACGCAAUCGAUCACCCCGAAGCUCAGGGAGCCAUUCUCAGCUCGUAUGAGGAUGCAGUCAAGACCCACGAAUUUACGUGGCACAUUCGGAGAUCUAGCGAAGCUGCUGCUCGUGCAGAACGUGAGCAAGGUGGAUCAACUGCUCACUAA